Drosophila rhopaloa is the source of this 1684-nucleotide messenger RNA. Its product is annotated as probable tRNA (uracil-O(2)-)-methyltransferase. Gene Ontology annotation, molecular function: tRNA (uridine) methyltransferase activity. Bases 22 to 1575 code for a protein of 517 amino acids. Gene Ontology annotation, biological process: tRNA methylation. The record is from RefSeq and is a predicted model, not a curated record. The transcript is spliced from 2 exons. Lineage: Eukaryota; Metazoa; Arthropoda; Insecta; Diptera; Drosophilidae.
UCACCUUUUCCUUUCGACACCAUGACAGAAGUAGAAGAAGCGCAGUUCUGGCAGGCGAUUGGAAUAUUGAUCAAAAACUAUCAUGCCUUGAAUAAAAAGAUAUUCGAGGUGGUAAUCACCCAAGUGGAGAAGCAGCAGGAUGGUCGACUUUGUGAUUCCAGCGAAGAGGAACUGGGGAAGUGCCUGAAAGAAGACCCAAUCAAGCGCACGUGCACAGGCUUAAAGAUUGGAUUCAAACUGUUGCCCAAGAAACUGCCUGAGAACAUCUUGGCCACCGGAACUGUGGACUUUGUGAAUAACAAAUAUGAGUGCCAAUUUGCCAGCGAUGAUAUCGAAGACUUUUCGGUGCGACUUCUCAAGGGACAGCUUGUACUGGAUUCAAAACAGAACCCCAACUGGUUGGAAUUUGUUCUGAAACCAAAGCUCCUAAGCUGGUCGCAAUCCAAACAGGAUGAAUCAAAGUUAAAGUCAUUGGGCAUGGUAAAUGUGGAGAAGUACAAUGACCUGUACAAGAAGUUAAAAGAGAAGCAUUCCCAGCGUCUCCUUGAGUACUGGAAAACAGCUCAAGAAUCCACGGAUCCGUUAAAGUUUAUCUACGAGGAUUUGGCCAUAGCCGCUUAUCUUAUUGUUCUAUGGGGUCAAACCCAAACCGAGCCCAAGGCCUUCGCGGAUUUGGGUUGCGGAAACGGUCUUCUAGUGCAUGUCCUCAAUGCCGAGGGCUACAAGGGCUAUGGCUACGAUAUAAGGAAGCGAAAGCUGUGGUCUCUUUAUCCGGAGGAAACCCAGCAGAGCCUCAUCGAACAAGCAGUUGAGCCCAACAACUUCCGCUUAGAUUUUCCGGAUGUAGAUUGGUUAAUUGGCAAUCAUUCGGAUGAACUUUCUCCCUGGCUCCCAGUUUUGGCUGGGCGCUUAAACACCAACUACUUCCUACUGCCCUGCUGUCCUUAUGAACUCUCGGGAGCUAAGUUCCGCAGGCGGAACACCAAGAUAAGUUCCUACCAGGACUUUUUUCAAUACGUCACCAAAAUCUCACAGGAAUGUGGCUUUGAGGUGCUACAAGACCGCCUAAAAAUACCCAGCACUAAACGCUUGGCUCUGCUAGGAAUCAAAAGGAACACCAGCAAGGAUUUGGAAUACUUUGUCCAGGAGGAGUUAAUAAAGUACAAAACAGGAGAUUCCGAAAUUAAACUGCGAGAGAAGGAGGAAAGCGUUCGCAACUGCACGCAGGUGGACAAAUCCAUCAUCGAUGGUCUGGUGCUGAAGAUAUUCAACAAAAUCCUCGCCUCCAAAGAAGAUAAGUGGUCAGGUCGCCUGCCCAUGCGAGAGAUUGCCCAGAGCCUUACCAAGGAAGAAUUGAGGGGCAUCAAAUCCGAAUGCGGUGGCAUCAAAACUUUGCUGAGAAAUAAACACGAGGUAUUUGAGUUCUGCGGCGGCGAUCUCAUAGGGAUAAGAACCCCUAAACCGACGGCUAUUCUUCAAUCCCGUCUGACCACAAAAAAGCGUAGUUGCUUCUUCAAGCUCCAUCACCCAUUUGGAUGUCCCCUCGAGGAUACCGAGUGUUCCUUCAUACAUUAACAUAGCUUGUUUGUGUGUGGCCCUUGCUCACGUUUAUUGUUUCGAUUAUAAUAUAAAGAAAAGUGCCUGUGCCCAAUCGGCAUGAAUCGUGUGUCCAUUGUACAAACUA